AUGGCCUUGUGGCCCUUUCGCCGCAAGAGCUCCCGGAAGCGCUCGAGAAGCGGCGCCGCCCUCUCGGACGGUGAGGGCCCGCCGCUUCAAGGCCAUGCCGAGGGCGUCGCCGCGAGGGCCGUAUCCAAGAAGAAGCAGCGAACCGAGCCCGUCAAGCUCCGCCGCCGUCCGCGGACGUACAGCUUCUCGCCCGGUCGCAACGACUCGAUCCGAGUAGACCGACCCCAUGCAGGUCGCCAGCCAGCCGGUCGCGCUGGCGGCGCCGCUGACACCGGUCAGCAGGAGCUCGCCUGGACGCGCACGCCGACCCUUCACCACAAAAACAACCCGGUCCCCUCGAGGAGACGCAGCAGCAAGAGGAGGCGGGAGGACCACGAGAGAGAGGCCGAGAUCAAGGCCAUGAGCGCGCACAUGCCCACCCGGCCGGGGGCCGACGCCUGGACCACCGGCGGAGCUUUGUCCAAGCAGAGCAGCAAGAGGGCCAAGACGAACGCUGCCGCCGGCCAAUGGGACAAACCCACGUCAAACGUCUCGCUGCCGCUGCCGGACUCGAUCCGCUCCAGCCGAUCGUCCGACUCCGACUUUGUUGCCUACAAAAUCUCCGCUCUCGAUUCCCUGGCGCCGCGGCCGACGCUUCGCUACGCCCAAGGGUCCCGAUGGACGCCCUCGCGAGCCUCCGACCCUGCCGGGUCCGGGAUGCAGAAGAAGCGGGUUGCUGAAUGGGAUGCCAUACCGGAGGGAGCACUGGAUGCCCGCAAGCGUAUCGAUGACCUUGCUGACGGGCUGGACGCCAGAGACCUGAGAGAACUCAUGGAGCGCGACAACCGGAGGCGUGAGAGGAAGCGCCAGCUCGAGCAGGAGCGCGUCGAGCGAAGGUUGGCGCGCAGGGCCGAGAAGCAACGGAGAGACGAGGCAGAGGCCCGGAAGACGGGGACACCGCCGCCCGAGAAUCUCGAACGUGGUGUCCUGGGCCGUGAGCUGGUUGGGUUGGGCAUCGACCCACCUUCGGCUGUUGUCACCUCCUCCAAGAGACGGACAACACCCACGCGAGAGCCCUUGGCCGAAUUGGAGCAGACGUCGUCCAAAGAGCCGCUUGAAUCGUUUCACCGGACCGAGACCCUUCCAAAAGAGGAGCCUUCCGCACUCGAAACCCAAACCACCGCCGCUGCCGCCGCCGCCUCGGUCGUCAUUCCCGUGCCACAUCCCAAGCCACCCACCGCCCGUGAGGCCCAAGCGUCAACCGCAUCGCAGAGCUCCCUCCUCGGAGGGCUCCUGCGCGCCAAAAAGUCACUGUCCAAGUCGACGCUCGGCUCGGACAAGGACCGCAUGGUAGUAGACGAUGAGCCGCGCAAGGACUCUGUGGGCAGCAACAAGCAUGCUCGCCUGUCCAUCUCGUCGUUCCUGAGAUGGGGAGGCCGAAGCAGACGCAACUCGGGCCCGUCUUCCUUCUCCAACACAUCCCGCGAGGAGAUGCAAGCAGCCGCCCAGGCGCAGGCGGAGGCACUCGCAAAGCUCCAAGGCGAGGACGUUCCGCACGGCAACUACCUGGCGAGCAAAGCCGGUGCCGCGCCGAAACGAACGCGAUCGCGGUUCCGCGAAGACCUGCCCGACUUUCCGCUGUCGCCCCCCGACUCGCGCGUGCAGUCACCCGAGUCGGAGCCGUUGCCUUUGCCCAUGGUCGCCGAGGUCAAGACACCCGAAACGGAAUCGCGGCCUACUGUGUCGAGUCGUCUGGGCACGCCCACGUCUGCCCCGCGGCACAUCCAAGGUGCGCAACCCGCUGCCACCUCCGACGACAAGGUGUAUGGUGCUCAGUCUGCGGAGGACCCUUACCAGUCCAUCUCGCUCGCCUCCAUCGACUCCGAGGGAUCGUGGUUGUCCGGGCGGAUCGGCAGCAAGCGGUCCACGACAUUGCGUGACAGCAUCGCGAAGGCCAGCCAUCGGGACCACGCCAUGACCGAGUCUCCUUCCAGCGGCACGCCGGACGAGACUGCCAUCACCGACGACGAUUACUUGUCGCGGCUAGCUCCCCAUCGCCAUUCUGGCGUCAUGACGGCCGGACGUCCGUCAGGAGAAGGCCGGCCGAGCAGUGACGAAGACGAGCCGAUGCGCGAGGGCGACGUCAAAUGGGGCGCCGUCGGUGCCAGACCCCAUCUGGUUCAGUACCACGAGCACAAUCGCGACACCAUGCGAAGCCACGAGGUCCUGAUGAACAUGGAGUCUGGGGACGACGACAGCGAGGCUCCCAUCUCGCCCGUGUCGCCAGUCAGCCCGGUGAGCCUCGAGAAGGCCGACCUGCAGCGCGCUAGGAGCGUGAACGUAGGGCAAGGUCACAGCAGGAACUUUAGCGCCGGGAGCGCCAAGCUUUUGGAUAUCUAUCCGAGAGAACCCCUCGAACAGCGCCAGGCGUGA
Molecule: messenger RNA, 2412 nt
Organism: Purpureocillium lilacinum
Lineage: Eukaryota; Fungi; Ascomycota; Sordariomycetes; Hypocreales; Ophiocordycipitaceae
Source: RefSeq, a predicted model, not a curated record